AUGUAUAAAGGUUGGCCUUUUAGUGGUUGGGGUUUGAGUAUUAAUGUUCCUGCGACAAUCCAAAAGAGGCUGCUUAAGUUUUUACUCAAGCGUGCCUUAGGUCAAUUCUUGGCUGAGGAACUUGAUCUCGACAAUCUUGAGGUUCAAUUGGGCAAAGGACUAGUUCAUUUGAAGGAGUUGCAACUUAAUGUGGAGGUAUUAAAUGAUCUGGUCGCUGAUUUGCCGAUUGUGAUCACUGACGGUCGGAUAGGCAGAAUCGUUGCCAAUAUUCCGUGGAAGAACAUAUGGAAUUGUGAUUGCGUUCUGGAGUUUCAUAAUUUGAAAAUAACUGCUGUACCCGAAUAUACUAAACCCAGAAAUGCUAGGGUCACCCCAGAGGACUCGCAUAUAUUAUCUUCAUCUAUCCAUUUUGCAGGAGAUUUUCUCCGUCACGAGAUGCCACCCGAGGAAGACGAAGUACUUCGUAAUUCGAUUUAUCAUUCUUUUACUGUACCCCAAUCAGAUAAUAAUGAACCGGAGUCUGGAUUGGAACAAUCUGAAGUCUUUCCGCAGCAAGCCCCUUUGCAAGGAGACACUGGUAUCGAGAGUAUACAGGUUUUGGCGAGAUUGAUCGAUAAGCUCAUGUCGAAUAUAAAGAUUUUGUUUAAGGAUACAUGUAUUCGACUGCAGCAUCAUUCCAGUGUCAGUUUCGAUGAUAAUAUCAAGAAUGAUGCUGGAAACCUCAAAGAGUAUUACUUUGAUCUUGAAAUACCAAUAAUCUCUUUUCAAGACGAGACCCAGGAGUCUGAUGAUGAGUCUACCCCAACGAAUUCUGCUUCCGAAAGUGUGAAAUUAAGUCCCGCACAAUCCGAAACUGUAAAGUCAGUAACGAUGUCUGGGCUGAGUGUUUGGAUAAGGGAGGCGCUGAGUUCCAUGGAUAUGUCGAACUCCUAUGAAUCCUCACCAAAAACUGAGGAAUAUACGGAAAUUCCAGAUAUAAGAGGAAGGUUAUAUUAG
Messenger RNA from Acaulospora colombiana, 996 nucleotides. NCBI's taxonomy places the organism in Eukaryota, Fungi, Glomeromycota, Glomeromycetes, Diversisporales, Acaulosporaceae. The record is from the annotation of a GenBank genome assembly.